CGCCCGCGAUCGAGUCGUCGGACUCGGUUGACGGCAAGUAUGUGAGUUCCGGGAAAGAGAAACUCGACGCGAUCUGCUCCGACGGCCGCCUCGUGAACGAGAAGGCGGCCGAGCAGGCCGCGCGGGAGGCCGCGUGGAUCGCGGCUACGGUCGCGAACCUCGAGCGCCUCAAGAGCGAGAAGGACUGCGCGGCCCAGGCGGCCGAGAACGUCAAGGGCUACGUGCCACCGGUCGGCGGCCUCGGAGCCGCCCUGGCCCGAGCCGAAGCCGCGCGUCGAAUUCAGGCCGUGGACGUCGUCGGCCUCGGCGAGCAGUCGGCCGCCGAGCAGGCGCUCGCGAGCAUGGAGCAGGAGCGCCUCGCCACGGCCGCCCCCGCCAAGGCCGCCGCGGACGUCGACGCGGAGACGCGUCGCGCGGUCCUCGGCGCGCUCGGAUGCGGCUGCGUCGCGUGCGCAGCGGCCUACGCGAGCGACCGCGAGAAUCCAAUCGAUUCGCUCCUCGCGAUGGGCGUCGAGGCGUCGCGGGCGAAAAACGAGCGCUUCGCGCGGGUCAUGAGGGGCGGCAUGCAGGACUACGAGGCUUUGGACGAGGUGCACACUUUCAAAGAGGAGCUCUUCGCGAACGUGCGGCCCGGCGACGCGGUCGUCGAGAUCGGCAUCGGCGGGGGGCCGAACCUGCAGUACUACGGGCCCCACGCGAAGCGCGUCGUCGCCGUCGAACCGAACCUCGCCUUCGACACCUUCGCCUCCGACGAGGCCCAGGCGACGGGCACGAAUCUCGAGGUCCGCGAGGGUGUGGCAGAAAGGCUCCCGUUCCCGGACGGCAGCGUCGACGUCGUCGUCGGCACGAUGGUGCUCUGCUCCGUGACGAGCGUCGCCGCGUCGCUCGCCGAGGUGCGCCGCGUGCUGAAGCCCGGCGGCCGCUACCUCUUCAGCGAGCACACGCGUGCGCCCGACGGCUGGAACCUCCUCGCCACGGCGCAAACCGUCGCGAGUCCGCUCCAACUUGCCCUCGCGAACGGCUGCCACCUGCGGCGCGACCCCCUGCCGGACAUCACGGCGCGCUUCGGCGCGGCCCACGUGCGCGCGAGGAGCUUCGUCCUCGGCAACACGGGCCGAGGCCCCCCCUGGCCGCCCCACUUCCUCCUCGCGCCGCACGUCGUCGGCGUCGCGACGAAGGCCUAAGAGCGACUUAGAUCGUC
Messenger RNA from Aureococcus anophagefferens, 1201 nucleotides. RefSeq lists its product as hypothetical. Gene Ontology annotation, molecular function: S-adenosylmethionine-dependent methyltransferase activity. The transcript has a single exon. The record is from RefSeq and is a predicted model, not a curated record. NCBI's taxonomy places the organism in Eukaryota, Pelagophyceae, Pelagomonadales, Pelagomonadaceae. Bases 342 to 1184 code for a protein of 280 amino acids.